AUGCCUCCACCACAAUUACGAUCAUCAAAUAAAAAUAGUUUAUCUUCAUCGAAGUUGUCAACACGAUUCAAAUUACAAUUAAAACAAUUUCUAAAUUUAUCCUUCUACAAGGAUCUUCUUAUAAACCCAAAGAAAUCAAUUUAUAUUAUGAUUGGUCUUUUUAUUUUGGAAAUAUUUCUUAACAUUUUUAUUAUAAAAACAACUAAGUAUACAGAAAUUGAUUGGCAAGCAUAUAUGCAAGAAGUUGAAGGUGUUGUUAAUGGUACAUUUGAUUAUUAUAAAUUAAAAGGUGACACUGGACCUCUUGUUUAUCCAGCUGGUUUCGUUUAUAUUUAUUUAAUAUUUUAUUAUAUAACCAAUUUUGGUAAUAAUAUUCAUCUUGCUCAAUAUCUCUUUGCUUGUCUAUAUUUAAUUAUGAUCUCAGCUGUGUUCUAUAUUUAUUAUCGAAAUGCAAAGGUUCCACCUUAUGCAUAUAUAUUUAUGUGUUUAUUAGCAUAUCGUAUUCAUUCAAUUUUUGUUCUUCGACUUUUUAACGAUCCUAUUGCAAUGACAUUUUUAUAUAUUUCAAUUGUUUUUCUUCUUCAUCGAAAAUGGACUAUAGCUUGCAUUCUUUAUAGUUUGGCUGUAUCAAUUAAAAUGAAUAUUUUACUAAUGGCACCAGGACUAUUUUUUAUUCUUGUACUUUCAGUGGGACUUAGUCAAACAUUCAAAUAUAUAUUCUAUUGUGGUUUAUUACAAUUAAUCUUUGCUAUACCAUUUCUUUUAUCAAAUCCUAUGGCUUAUAUUAUUCGUUCAUUUGAUCUUGGUCGUCAAUUUUUCUAUAUAUGGACUGUAAAUUGGCGUUUAAUACCUGAACAUAUAUUUCUUAAUCGUUAUUUUCAUUUAAGUUUAUUAAUAAUACAUAUAUUUAUUUUAUUUUAUGUUUGUCGUUAUCAAUGGUUAAAGAAUAUUAAAAAAUUUGAUGAACUCCUUAAUUAUCAUCAUAAUUAUAUUUUAUCAGAUGAUACAAUAAUAACAUUUAUGUUCUAUUCAAAUUUUAUUGGUAUUUGUUUUUGUCGUUCACUUCAUUAUCAAUUUUAUGUUUGGUAUUAUCAUAUGUUAUAUCAUUUAUUAUGGAGUAUAAAUUCAAAAGAUAUUGUUAAUCUUUUGAUACUUGGUUUAAUUGAAUCAUCAUGGAAUACAUAUCCGUCAACAUUUACUAGUAGUUUAAUUUUACAUAUUUGUCAUGGAUAUAUUCUUAUUAAACUUCUACGAUCACUUACAAUACAAUCAAAUAUGAAGAAAAGUGAAAAAAAAGUGAAAUAA
Molecule: messenger RNA, 1305 nt
Organism: Rotaria sp. Silwood1
Lineage: Eukaryota; Metazoa; Rotifera; Eurotatoria; Philodinida; Philodinidae
Source: the annotation of a GenBank genome assembly